GAAAACUCAUAUUAGUGUAGGGUACUACUCCGCGAUUUCUUUCGCCGCAAAAUGCGCGAAGUGCAGGUGCAGGAACUCGGGCGCGGUGAGCUGGACAUGGCAGCGCUCGCUCGCCUGCAGCGCGUGGUGAACCGCAGCACCUUCGUGGCCAUCGACACGGAGAUGGGCGGCGUCUCGUGCCAGGACGCGCCGCGCCCCAGCGUCAUGGACUCCAUCGACGAGCGUUACGCACAGUACUGCAAGAGCGCUAAGCAGUUCCCACUCGUGCAGUUCGGCCUCAGUAUCUUCAACUGGGACGCCGAUGCGCGCGUUUUCCGGGUCGAGACGUACCAGUUCCCGCUCUUCCCGGUUUUCCACGAGAAAGUGACGGGCUUGGGCCACAGCAACACUCCAACCAACGGAGUAACCGCUAUAGCCUGUCCAGACCGUAGAUUCCUACUACAAGCUAAGUGUCUGCAGUAUAUCCGCGCGCACGGCUUCGACCUGAACGCGUGGAUUGACAAAGGGAUCGGUCAUUUGUCCCACUAUGAACAGCAGCAAGAGCCGUGUAAAUCUGCACUUGAGAAGUCAGCUAGACCCGAAAUUCUUAGGAAAUUCGACCCACAGCAGCCUGCACUUAUAACGGACGAGACGCAGGCGUUCCUGGACCAAUUAACGGACAAAUUAAAGCAGAGACUGGCAGCAUUUGAAGAAGGAACACAGGAGACUGCAGCGCGAGGUGGAAAUGUCCAGGACAAUGGGACAAGACGUCGUGGGCGCCGUGGAGGCAAGAAGAACAAGAAGAAGAACAAUGGACGCGGUAAACGGAGAGGAGACAAUAGAGACCGACUAGGGAAGGAGCCGAUGGAGCCGCCGCAUGCUGAAGAAGAUAUAGAGAAUGGAAAGGAGGAAGAAGAAGACGAAGGUGUGGACGAAGAGAAGGAGCUGCCUGAGUAUGAUCAAAAGAUGGCGGACGAUAACGCUGAGCCUGACGAGGACACUGUGGCUGCGAUGAAGCGCUUCUUACUGACGCCAGUGCCUACUGACCCGUCGUGUGGCCCAUGCGGUGCGUACGUGACGGAGCCACUGGCACCAUUCCGUCGACAUGCAUUAGUGCAGUAUCUCCGCAAGGUUCUGCCUGAUACUUUAGCUUUGGAUUGUAAAGUAGACAACGCUGACGAUGAAGACGUCGCUCGAAACCCGUGGAGACGUCGUGUACGUAUCGUUGCAGCACGUUGUAUACGUCAGAGACAAGCGUUGGUGCGUGCGGACGAGCAACUAGCAGACGGCGAGAUGCGUGAGCGGAAUCUCAGCUUGAUCGGCUUUACAGCCGUGGUGGACGCCAUUGUGACCGCAAGGAAACCCAUCGUCGGACACAACAUGCUCCUUGAUCUCAUGCAGUGCUACGAGAAAUUCCAUGGCCCAUUACCAGGUCGCUGUUCGGAGUUUCAACGCGAAUUACAUGCGUGGCUGGGCGCAGGUGGAGGUGUUUUCGAUACCAAGACACUUGUGGACUACGCGAUGCAGAAGGUGGACUCGUUCGCCACUCAUUUGGCACAUACCGCACUUGAGAACUGCUUCGAAGUGCUGUCCAAGCACCCAUUCUACGGCCCAGAGGUGCAAUGCUCGCAGCCUAGCGUGCGCGGUGUGGACGCAGCAAGUGACGAACUAACGGGCUCGCCGCAGAAGCCACUGCAAGCACAUCAGGCUGGUUAUGAUGCCUUCAUGACGGGAUACGUAUUCCUUCGUGUCUGCUCUGGUCUCGCAGUGUCCAAUCAGUGUAUCGCUUCGCUGGGGAAGAACUCGGAACGCUCGGAGAGUUUAAAACACUCCGAACCACUGGAGAAGUUACGGAACGUUUUGUUUGUGAGCCAUUUUCUACCGACAUAUGUGCUGGAUCUACCGGGUCCGUACCCGAAGCCAACUCCGACACCGUCACGUUCUCGGUUUGUCCGGAUGAAAUUGACCCGUACCCGUGCACCUAUUCCUCCGGGUACAACACCUUUGCCAAAUGGGGGCAGCAAUUCUUGUCCAGCAUUGAAGACGUUUCAUAUCAAACAUUGUGUCGGAUGGGUACUUAACUUGCAGUCGGCGACGAGACUUGUGAACGUGCACUGGGAAGGACAGCAGUGUGUGUAUGUCGAGCUACCAACUGCCGAAGCUGCCGAGCGGCUGCUGACAGUACGUGCUCAAACGAAGGAGUGCUGGGGAUCUGCGAAAGACCCCAUGCCGUCAAUUGGAUGCGUCGACUUGGAUCGAUGCCCAACAUCUUACGACUGCGCGGAGAUGGAGGCAACGGCGACGAACUCAGCGCCACCACAGCUCGCGGAGCAGUCAGCCAGCGACGAUGAAAAAGCCGGCAGGAAACGCAAGAGUAGUGAGAUGGCACAGUAAGGCUGAUCGGUUGGUCUUCUUGCAUGUGUACUGUACACUAUGUAUGUACGCAGUGUACAUACAUAGUUGGCAUCGUGUCAAUGUAAUCACGCACUACGAUCUAAGUACAUGUUGCAAGCCUAUUGAGUAUUGGUGUUGUCCACUGAACUAAUCAUAUUUUAAGUUUACAUGUAAGCUAGACUAACUUAUCCGUACCACUUUCGUGACUGCUCCCAGACUAAAAUCAAGAAAAUGAGAUUGGG
Phytophthora nicotianae INRA-310 is the source of this 2615-nucleotide messenger RNA. RefSeq lists its product as hypothetical. NCBI's taxonomy places the organism in Eukaryota, Oomycota, Peronosporomycetes, Peronosporales, Peronosporaceae. Bases 52 to 2373 code for a protein of 773 amino acids. The record is from RefSeq and is a predicted model, not a curated record. Gene Ontology annotation, molecular function: 3'-5'-RNA exonuclease activity; RNA binding. The transcript has 2 exons. Gene Ontology annotation, cellular component: cytoplasm.